AUGGAGGCUCCAUAUGAUGGCACUGAAGUGACUGUGGUAAUGGAGGAGAUAGAGGGCACCUACACUUAUGCAUCACCAGUGCCAUCUAAGAAGAAAAAGAAAUACAAAAGUGCUGGUGAUCAUGGAGAAAAAGCUAAAAAGCCCAGAUCUGCUUACCUCCUCUACUAUUAUGAUAUUUACUUGAAAGUACAGCAAGAGCUUCCCCACCUCCCUCAAUCUGAGAUCAACAAAAAGAUCAGUGAGAGUUGGAGGUUGCUCAGCGUGGCUGAGAAAAGCUACUACUUGGAGAAAGCCAAGCUAGAGAAAGAGGGGUUAGACCCGAACUCCAAGGUGUCCGCUCGGACCGCGGUAGUUCCAGACAUUCCAGGUUUCCGUAAGAUCCUUCCUCGCUCCGAUUAUAUAAUUAUUCCCAAAAGCACUCUUCAAGAGGACAGGAGCAGGCAGUCACUGGAGCUGUGUGUGACACAGGGUCAGGCAGCACCUGAAGGGAUAACUGCUUCCACCAACGUCUCCCGUGAUGCCGUGCAGAACAUCCUUUCCGUGGACUCCAGCCAUGUCGGCAUUCUUUUUUUCAUUGAGGGCCUGGCAGAAGAGGCCACCUCCUUUGCUCAACCAGAUGCUGUGGAAGAAGUGGUUGCCUCAGAGGUUCUCUCUCACUAUGUUGGGCCCGUGACAGAGAAGGUGGCUGGAGAUCUCCUCCUGGAUGAGGCUUCUUUGGAAAUAGAAGGGCAGCCGUACCAGACAGCCCGGGUGGUGAUUGAGGAGACCCUGGUGAGCAGCUCUGCAGACAUCGCGGUGGCUCCUCCCCAGGUUUCAGAUGCUGUGUCUGUGGUGACCGUGGUGACUGGGAGGAACACUGAAGAGAGUAGCUCCUCUGCACCUGCUGCACAGUUCAUCAUGUUACCUUUGCCAGCUCAUUCUGUGGUGGAGAACCCAGCGUCAAUUAAAUUGACAACCACCUAUACCCGCAGGGGACAUGGGAAUUGCACCAAUCCUGGCUGUUCCUUCACUUAUGUCACCAGACAUAAACCACCAAAAUGCCCGACAUGUGGGAACUUCCUGGGUGGGAAAUGGAUCCCAAAGGAAAAGCAACCAAAAAGCAAAUCUGAGCCAAAUUCAGGCACCUCUCUAAAAAAUCCAGCAGCUAAAAGAAAUCAACAGGCCAUAUUCCCAGAACCAGCAGCUGUUAGUGAGGGUGCCUCCAGGUCUGCCUUGGAAAGCUCUGAAGCUGUCAGCCAGCUGCUGAACUCUGUGCCUGGGGGAGGGCAACUGCGGGAGACAGAGUGGGAAGAAGUGAUCGUCUCCGAGGCUCAUGUUCUUGCCAACAGUGUGCUUGCUGAGGACAGGGGGGGCGCUGCUGCGGUGCCGCUGGGGCAGGAGAGCCAGCGACAAGGAGACUCUUCUUCAGAGCAGGCAGAAAAAGAUGGCACAGGGCUGGGGAUGCCACCAUCUUCUGAGGCGUUGGGUCCAAACGCCCCUGCAAAGAAGCCGGUGGGAAUUGAUGCUCCAGCUGCUACAAACAAAGGACAAGAAGUGAAGAGCAAACCAAGACCCAAGCCCUCCUUGCUGGCUGCAGCCAGACCCAUGCGGGCCAUUCUGCCCGCGCCAGCCAGUGUGGGCAGAGAAACCAGCACGGAGCAGCCCAGCAACAGACAGGCCUUUGUCAAUACUGACAAGAAUUCCCCUGUGAGAACUUCAGGCUUGAAGCCCAGUACACUGAAACAAUUGGGCCAGUCAGUUCUGCAGCCACCAAACAUUGAGGAGAGAAAGCAACUUCACAGUGCUUUGACCAGCAGAGCAUCUCAGGUUAAAGUAGUGGAGGUCAAACCAGACAUAUUCCCUUCCUACAAGUACAGCUGCACCGUAACUUUGGAUUUGGGAUUGGCAACAUCACGUGGCAGAGGGAAAUGCAAGAACCCCUCCUGUAGUUACGUGUAUACAAACAGGCACAAGCCUCGGAUCUGUCCAAGCUGUGGAUACAAUCUUGCCAAAGACAGAGCUGAGAAAACAGCAAAAUCCCUGGAGGUCAGUCCAGGUCAGUCUGAUGUGCUGAACACCAGCGAGCCCCUCACCCCAUCCCAGAGGGAGAUCCAGCGCCAAUCCACCCUGCAGCUGCUGCGCAAGGUAGUGCAGGUCCCAGAGAACGAAUCCGAGCUGGCCGAGGUCUUCACGCUCAUCCAUGAGCUCAACAGCUCGCGGCUCAUCCUGUCCAACGUGAGUGAGGAGACAGUCACCAUAGAGCAGACCUCCUGGUCAAACUACUAUGAGUCUCCAUCUACGCAAUGCCUCCUCUGUAGCAGCCCAUUGUUCAAAGGGGGACAGAAUUCCCUUGCUGGUCCUCAGGAGUGCUGGCUGCUGACAGCUAACCGAUUACAGGUGGUUACAGCUCAGGUCAAAGUGUGCUUGAACCUGCAGUGUCUGGCCCUCCAUAGCUUCACUGAUAUUUACACAGGCCUUUUCAAUGUGGGUAACAAGUUGCUAGUGAGCUUGGAUCUUCUGUUUGCCAUCCGGAACCACAUUAAACUUGGAGAGGAUCCCAGAGUGGCUGUUGGCAACAUCCUCGACUCUGUGCAGGAGCAAACCGAGAAAAGCCUGAGCCCUGAGGAGCGGGCUCAGCUCCAGGAACUGCUGUGCAAUGGCUACUGGGCCUUUGAAUGCCUGACAGUCCGGGAUUACAAUGAUAUGAUCUGUGGAAUCUGUGGCAUAACCCCCAAGGUGGAAAUAGCCCAGAGGAAUGUGGAAAAUGUCCUGGCACUGAAAAAUAUAGAGUUUACCUGGCCAGAAUUCUUGUCAUCAAGUGAGGUGAAUGUAGAAGACUUCUGGUCAACGAUGGAGACAGAGGUGAUUGAGCAAGUGGCUUUUCCUUCUAGCAUCCCCAUCACAAAGUUUGAUGCCUCUAUUGUUGCUCCUUUCUUCCCUCCACUGAUGAGAGGAGCGAUGGUGAUCAAUACUGAGAAGGACAAGAACCUGGAUGCCCAGGCAGUGCCAGGCAAUGGGAGUGCCUUGGUGAGGCUCCUUCAGGAAGAAAACUUCAGGCUUGAGUUGAUAAGCUCUUACAGUGAGGAGGAGCUGCAGAGCUUUCUGACACAGUGCAGCAUCCCCUGGGAGGCUUCAGAUACAAAGGACCAGCUCUGCUACUCCCUCCUGGCUCUCUAUGAGUUUGUACAGAAUGGGACAAGUGUCACACAAACAUCUGCUCAUCACACAGGAGGGAAAAUCUACAAAGUGUGUCCACAUCAGGUUGUGUGUGGCUCGAAGUACAUUGUAAGAGGAGAAAAUGCCAGGGAUCAUGUGGAUUUGUUGGUUUCCUCUCGUCACUGGCCUCCAGUGUAUGUUGUUGAUACAGCCUCUUCAGUGGCACUGUGUGCAGAUGUCUGCUGUCCUGGCCUGACUUCCCAGAUGUGGGGCAAAAACCAGGGCUGCUUCUCUGACCCCAUGGAGCCUCCAAUGUAUGUGUCCUGCCCGGAGCUGCUAGACCAGCACUACAGUGUAGACAUGACAGUGGCCGAGCACUCUGUCACACACCCCAUCACCAAGUCCUCUGCGCGCCGGAUCGUCCACACGGGUUUGGAGCAGAGCAGCCCCCGGGACCCCACAGCUCAGCACCACUGCAUCUCCCUCUGCCGGGAGCUGGAGCCCUACAGCGCCAUCAUCGCCGCCAUCGGCCACAGCAGAACCAGCACCGUCCGCCAGCGGCCCAUCACCUUCGAGAACGCCACGCACUAUUACCUCUACAACCGCCUCAUGGACUUCCUCACCAGCAGGGAGAUCGUCAACCGGCAGAUCCAGGAGGUCGUGCAGAGCUGCCAGCCGGGGGAGGUGGUGAUCCGGGAUGCCCUCUACCGGCUCGGGGUGGCCCAGAUCAAAACGGAAACAGAAGAGAAUGACGAGGGGAAGCAGGAGGAUGAUACAGGUUGCUGA
Chaetura pelagica (chimney swift) is the source of this 3921-nucleotide messenger RNA. RefSeq names its product HMG box domain containing 3 (gene HMGXB3). The record is from RefSeq and is a predicted model, not a curated record. The transcript is spliced from 19 exons. Bases 1 to 3921 code for a protein of 1306 amino acids. Lineage: Eukaryota; Metazoa; Chordata; Aves; Apodiformes; Apodidae.